This is a messenger RNA of Aureobasidium uvarum, 864 nucleotides long. Lineage: Eukaryota; Fungi; Ascomycota; Dothideomycetes; Dothideales; Saccotheciaceae. The record is from the annotation of a GenBank genome assembly.
AUGUCGUGGGUAUCAGCUUGGGCUACUUCUGCUCGCGAAGAAAUGAGAAAACAUUCAGCAAACAUCGACAACAUGAACGAAGGCCUGCAAUCAAUAGACAUAAUCGAAAGCUUCUUGACUGGUGGACAAUCAGCCCUCAGAGCCGGACGAUGUAUAGCCUGCAUCUACGAGCCACGUCUCAAGACUGGACAAAGAGAUAGCGUUGCCAUUCUGUGGGCAACCAUAUGUAAAGCAGCCAGCUCGAUCGAUGACGCCGCUGCAGUAAAACUUGCUGGACUGGUGAUAGCGAUCCGCAAUCAACCGGAUGUUGUGUCUCUCUCAGGACAAGCCGUAAAAUAUGGAGAUUGGGUGUACUGGCGAGACCUUCCAAGAUGGGGUCAGAUGUUUAGAGAGUAUGGANNUCAGAUUGAUCCUCCAGAUGGCAACGACGCAGAAUGGCAUGCGCAAGCUCCGCAACUGCUCAACAUCACAACCUUUGCAGCGACACUGAUGGUUCGUGCGGAUGGCAAUCCCAGUGUGUCGUUUCCAGCAAGCAUUGCCAUGUAUGAGGGUGUAGAUCGACCAUACAAUGAGACUCGAGAGUUGCGAGAGGAAUGGCGCAUGUACAUACCACCAGCAGCGACUUGGAUCCUACUUGCCGGAAGCCAGAUUCGCGAGCUUUGUUUCAUGGAUGAGCUUCCAGAAGCUGCCAAUAAUCACACUGUAAGGUCUAGAUGGGGUGGAAGAACGUAUUGUCCAGAGAGAUGGCAAUUUUGGAAGCAGCGUUUUGAGCAGCUCGCAAAGGAUGCAUCGAUUGAGGGUCGGUAUCAGGGAUACGCAAAGCAGGCUUACGAGGCGAUGAGAAAUCUGGAUGUAGAAAGAUAG